Molecule: messenger RNA, 3375 nt
Organism: Plasmodium yoelii
Lineage: Eukaryota; Apicomplexa; Aconoidasida; Haemosporida; Plasmodiidae
Product: conserved Plasmodium protein, unknown function
Exons: 1
Coding region: 1-3375 (1124 amino acids)
Source: RefSeq, a predicted model, not a curated record
AUGCCAUUUGAAUAUGAUAUAAAAAAACGAAAAAAAAAAAAAAAAAAAAAAUAUAUAUUUGAAGAAAAUAGUAUUGAUGAUGAAUUUCUUGGGAUAUCCGAACUAUUUAAGGAUAACGACAAUGAAAUAAAUGAUAACAAUAAUGAAGAGGAGGAAAGUGAGAAUACAGAAACUAGCGAAGAUAAUGACGAUGAGGAUAUCAAAUACAAAGAAAACUAUGUAAGAAAUAAAAAUAGUUGGAAAGGAGGUGAAUAUAAUAAUUCAAAAGAUGAAAGUUACAAACAUGACCCAAAUGUAGAGGACCAAGAAAAAGAACUAAAAGACCAAGAUGAAAUGAAGAAAAAUAAAAAUGAUACAAAAUAUAAUUUAUUUAUAAGUAAAAAUUAUAUUAAAACUAUUGGAUUAUUAUAUAACAUAACAAAUGAUAAAAUAAUGUUUGAAAAUGAUGCAUGUUUUGAACAAAUAUCUAAUAUUAUAGAAUUACGAAUUAAACAAAUUAUUGAAGAGGCAAGUAAAUUUUAUGAAAAAAGAAAACGGUUUUGUGUAAAUAAAUAUUUAAAUAUAAAUGAUUUAACAAAUUCUUGUAAUUAUUUAAAUGUAAAAAUUCCUUAUAAAUAUAAAAGUAGUAUCUAUAAUCCUAAUUUUAUAUCGCUAGAUAAAAAUUAUAAAAAUAAUAAAACAUUGUAUAGACUAAUUAAUAAACAAGAAUAUAAACAUAAUAAUAAAAAAUCUACAAAAAAACAUAAAAAUACACAUUUACAAAAAUUAAAAAAAAAAAGAAAAAGUUCAAAUUUGAAAUUAAGUACUGAUAAUAUAUUUAAAGACUGGACAAAUAGUGAUCACAAUAAAGCACAUUUUUAUAAAGAAUUUCCUGAUUUAAAGAAAGAAAAAAGUGAUAAUAUUGAUAAAGAAAAUUUUAUAAAAAAAAAAAAUUUAAGUGAUAAUGAUAAAUCAGAAAAUGAAAGAAAAGAAUUAAGUUAUAAUUUUGAUGAGAAUGAAGAUGAUAGAGAAGUAUCUUUCCCUGAUGGGGAAGGCUGUGCCGAAGUGAUAGAUAACAUAGAGGCAGACAUUGGCUCUGAUUUAGAUGUAGAGUUAGAUGUCCCACAGAAAGAAAAUGACAGUGAUAAUGGUGAGAAAAAUAUUGAUCCAUCAUUGAUAUCAUAUGAAAUAGAUAUCAAUGAUAUAAAAAUUGAUGAUGAUGACGAUGAUGAUAAUAUAAAUAACUUGUCAAAAAUAGAACAAAAAGAAUCUUUUGAAAAUGAAGAGGUUAAGGAGCAGGCUGGUAUUGAUGCUUCAAAAACUGAGUUGCAAAAUAAUAUUGAAUUAAACAAAGAUAAAGAUAUGAAUUUCGAUUUGUUCGAAAUACAAAAAAUGAGUGAAGAAAAUAAAGUUGUAGAUUCAGAUGACGAGAUAAAUAUUGAAGAAAAUAAUUUAUUGCAUGAUUGGUAUGUUAAAAAAAAUGAGAAUAAUAAAAAGAAUGUUUUAAAUGUGUUGUUUAGUGAUAUGCAAAAUGUUUUACCUUUGGAAGAAAAUUUGACUGUAUUUUGGCUGUUUAUACAAAAUCAAUAUAAAAAAAAAAAAAAAAAAGACAAAAUGAAUAAAAAUGAUGAAGAAAUAGACGAAACAGUAGAAAAUAAACAUAAUAAAGUAAUACACUUUGAUUAUCAAUGUUAUGAAAUAUUAUAUACAAUUGAAAAAAGAGAAGAUAAUUUAUAUCAGAAAAGUGUCAACAGAGAUAAGGAAAGGGUAUAUAAUAACUAUAUGAAAUUUAAAGGAGAUAUUGGAAAUAGUUAUACAAAUUUUGAUCAAGUAAAAUGUGAUAAUUCUUCAUAUUAUAACGAAGGGAAUAUAUUUUUACUUCCUAAACUUCGUCCAAUAAAUAAAGAAUAUACAAUAUUGUUAAAAUAUAUAUUAGAAAUAAUAAAAGAUAUAAUAAAUUAUAAAACUAACUUUUUUGAUUAUAAUAAUAUAUUACACAUAUUUAGUACAUCAAAAGAAAUAAAUAAAAUAUUACCAAAUAUAUUAUUUUUUUUGUUUAAUGAGUUAGAUCAUAAUUUAAGAUUUAACAAUAUAUAUUCAGGGUUAAUGUUAUUAAUAUUAUUAAAUGGUAUAAUAAAAAAUCGAAAUAUAGAUAUAGAUUUUUAUUGUUUACAAAUUUUAAAAAUGUUAAUUCAUGUAAUAAUAUAUGAACAUGAUUUAAAAUUAAAAAAUAUAUAUUUAAUUUUAUUAUUUAAAAGAAAAGCUUGUGAUAUAAUAAUUGAUUUUUGUUCCUUAUUACGAAUCAAAAAUAAUAACGAAAUUAUAAAUAUAGAUUAUUAUUUGGCAUAUAUUUUAAGUAAAUUAUUAACACAUAAUAAAUGUACAUAUAUGCAUAUAUAUGUAUCAUAUUAUUUAAUUUAUUUAAUGCCAAUUAAUAUUCAUAUCAAGUUUUUUUUAUCUUAUACACCAAAUUUUUUGUCAAUAUUUUUCAGAAAAUAUUUAUAUUAUCAAAAUGUUUAUAAUAUCUUAUUGUCUUAUGAGCAGAAAGAAAUUAGCGAAUUAUUUAAUUUUUUCUUUUUUCAUAUUUACACAUUAAUACAAGGAUCGCUUUAUAAAAUAUUUAAACAUCUUGGAAUUCUGAUUUUUAAUUCAUCAUCAUCAGUAUAUUUAAAUUAUUUAAUGAAUUUUAUAGCAGAAUAUGCCGAUUAUCAUUUACCACUAAUUUUGUCAAUUACAAAUGUUUUAGGGGAUAAUAUAGAAGAAGAUGAAAGCACUACUAAUUAUAGUGAGUCAGAAUCGAAUAGUAGUAUUGACAGUGAUUGGGGUGAUAGAAAAGGUAUGAUGUUUUAUAAUACUAAUGGAGUUAAUAAUUUAUUGUUUAAAAAAAUGAAUAAAAUAAAAAAUAAAAUAAAUAUUAAAAAUGAAAUAAAAAAAAAAAAUGAUAAAAUUGGGGGAAAAAAAAAAAAAAAUAUAUUUGAUAUAAGUACUAUAAAAAUGUAUGAUUUAAAAAAAAAUUCACAUAAUUUAUCAAAAAAUAAAAAUUAUUUAAAAAAUAUAAAUAAAUUAUAUAAUUUGUAUUUACAAAGUGAGAAAAAUAAUGAUAACUAUUCAAUAGACGAUUAUGGAAAUGAUGAAAAUUUAAGCUUAAAUAUAAAUAUGAAAGAAAAAAAAGCAUAUCUUAGUUCUUAUAUUAAAAAAAGAAUAUUAUUAAACAAGGAACUUAUACUACGAGUAUCCGAAGAAAAGGAAUUGCAAACAAAUAUUGUAGUUAAUCAAGUUUUGAGCAACAUUUUGUAUAAUUUAAAUGCAACAGAACGUCAUAAAACGAAAUCACAUAUACGAUCCUCUAACGCUAAUUUGUAUGAUUCGUAUUAUUAUUUUUUGUAUACCUUGUGA